UAUCGAAAUAUCACGCUAGUAUCAUACGUAAAUACAUACAUGCACGUAACUGGUAACGCGAAGUCAUAUGCAUGAAGUUAGUUGACUCCUGGCAACAGUAAUCGUUUAUAAAGAGAAUGUAAUAUGGACAUUAAGUUUGACAUAUUUUAACGGUACAUUGGUUUAUUGAAUGUUACAAAAUGACAGAUAUCAUAAAAGGAACAUGUUUGUCGAUGUGUCCAGAGAAGGAAUGUUGGAUAAGAGAGAAAGAAGGUUUACUGCAUAUAUUCGAAAUUGACGAGAGUGUAAAGACGGCAAAUAGUAAACGACCGAAGGCCGAUCCAACGAAAGUUGUAAAAUGUUUCAGUCGUCCAGCAGCUGGAGUAAAUAUGACCGAUCCGGAUCAACUACGUCCUGCACCUGUAUUAUUAUCAACGAUUAGAUAUUUGUUUACUAAAAUAGCUACAAGAACAGAUGUUGACUGGGUAGUAGUGUACGAUUUUAUCUUUGACCGUCUGAGAUCGGUGAGGCAAGAUGCUGGAAUUCAGAGAAUCGAUGUCCUUACAAGUAUACAAAUUUUUGAACCGAUAGUUCGAUUUCUUGUUUAUUCUGCCCAAAGAUUGUGUGAUCGAAGUAUCUCUGAGUUUAAUCCAAAAAUUAAUAAUCAACACCUAACCGAAUGCAUAACAUCUCUGCUUGUCUUAUACGACAAAAAGGAACAGAAUGACAAGCCAGAUUCUCUGGAUCUCGAUAGGUGUAUGCAAAAACUAAGCUUGAAUGAUAAUCGUCAAGAAAUGGAAGCAUUGUACAUUCUUUUAAAUAUGGGUAAUACCGAAACUUUAAAAAGAGCAUUGAGCUUGUCGUCUGAUUUAAGAAGAAACUCAAAUAUCCAACUCUCAAUGAAAAUAUCGUUCGCCUGGUAUUUAAAAAAUUACGUGCGUGUGUGCUCAUUGAUUCAACAACUCUCUCCCUUACUCAUUUUUGCAGCUAUGAUUAACAUACAAAUUAUAAGAAGAACAGCAUUAAAAAUCAUGAGCUCAGGAUAUAAUAGUAAAGUAUUUACAUUCCCAGGACUAAAAUUACAAAAAGUUUUAUUGUAUAAAGAUAUAGAAAAGAUUCGAGCAGAUUGUGAACUGUUUGGUCUCGUGUUCACAGAUCAAAAUAUUUUAUUUCAAAAAGCAAAUUUUAAAGACGAAGUGCAAUUGUCGAAUCCCGAAAUGUAUUACUACACUUAUCAAUCUCUGCAUAAUUUUCUACCAGAUAUUCUUCUGAUGUCCAUGUAAUAUGCUUGCAACAAAAAUUAAAAAAUAAUACGGAAAGUAUGAUGUAUAUAU
Molecule: messenger RNA, 1313 nt
Organism: Hylaeus anthracinus
Lineage: Eukaryota; Metazoa; Arthropoda; Insecta; Hymenoptera; Colletidae
Product: germinal-center associated nuclear protein
Exons: 7
Coding region: 180-1262 (360 amino acids)
Biological process (GO): spindle assembly; centrosome duplication
Cellular component (GO): centrosome; spindle; nucleus
Source: RefSeq, a predicted model, not a curated record